This is a messenger RNA of Syngnathoides biaculeatus (alligator pipefish), 1833 nucleotides long. It is a transcript of the gene ncoa7a, whose product is annotated as nuclear receptor coactivator 7. Gene Ontology annotation, biological process: regulation of transcription by RNA polymerase II; response to oxidative stress. NCBI's taxonomy places the organism in Eukaryota, Metazoa, Chordata, Actinopteri, Syngnathiformes, Syngnathidae. Gene Ontology annotation, cellular component: nucleus. The coding region runs from base 131 to 934 and encodes 267 amino acids. The record is from RefSeq and is a predicted model, not a curated record. The transcript has 7 exons.
CAAAGUUAUAAAAUAGGAGCUCCCGCACAAGCACAGUGUGGACAUGCUGCUCCAGCAUUGAGCCUCCAAACACCAUCUUUUGCCUUCUCUUCUUCCCACAUCACCGUCAUCUCUACUUUUUCAGUACACCAUGGGAGUUGCAUAUAGCGUUGGAGAGGUUGACCACCUCUACACCUUCUUUGUGCAGUGGUCACCAGAUAUUUGCAAAAACAGCAACAAGAAGAAUAGCAAACCCCACUUUCAGAAUCGAUGCCACGUAGGAAAGAAGAACAAGGGAUCUUCAAGUCAACAGCUAAGCAAUCCUGCAGCAACAAAUUGGGGGAUUCUCACGGGAAAAGACUCAAAGCGCCGUUUGAGUCUGUGCAGCUCCGACUCUGAAACAGAGGAACCUGAAUACCGGGAGAAAGUUAGGGAUGUUCUACCUGUCCUAAGUGACUAUAGCGACCUCCUUGAUGACAGACACCUAAUAAGUCUUGCAUCUCACAUGCCAGAAAGGACACAAGGCUAUCAGUGGCAACUAGUCUACAGCACUGCUGUCCAUGGAAGCAGCCUAAAGACACUUUACAGAAAUAUGUCAGGUCUGGAUAGUCCAGUGCUACUGGUUGUCAAAGACAUGCAGAAAAAGGUUUUUGGAGCCUUUUCAUCUGAUCCAUUUCGAGUAAGCAAAUACUGCUAUGGCACUGGAGAAACUUUUCUGUUUACCUUCAACCCUGAUUUCCAGGCUUAUAAGUGGACUGGAGAGAAUUCCUACUUUGUGAGCGGCAACCUGGAGUCUCUUCAUCUUGGAGGUGGAGGGGGAGAGUUUGGCCUGUGGAUAGAUGCUGAUCUGUACCGAGGUUCCAGUUUUUCUUGUCCCACAUUCCACAACGCUCCACUCUCCACACAGAAGGACUUCAUCAUACAAGACCUCGAGGUCUGGACAGUACGGAACUGAACAAUAACUGCUAGGAAAGAAAAGGAGAAAAAAAUUAGGUGGCUGCUUCAAUCACCACAGCUUAUAUGUAGCCAGCAGUAACUAAAUGUGUGUGGGUGGCGGGUGAAAGAACAGGGCUGUUGUAAUUGCCUCUCAGGCUAGUGUUUCCAGUCUGAGGUUACUGCAUCUAAAAGAUGAGGGGUUGCAUAAAAUCCUGUGAUUCGGGGGCGCUGUUGCCUUAAACUACUGCCUGCCGUCAGAGGCCUACACUCAGCUUUAAGCCUUCCUUGCCUUCCAGUUGUUUUGGAGAGCAAUUUGAAGUUCCUAAACCUGUUGGAAAAGAAACUUCUUGAAAACAAAGCACCUUUAGGAAGAAAAGAAAUUAUGAAUACUGCACUGUAUGUUCAAUUGGCAUACUUGCGUGUAACUUGUUAAAACUGUGUUUACAGUAAGUGGACACGAGUUUACUGUUUGACACAUCGAUGUACUGCACAUAACCCUUUCAAGGGAAAAUGAUACAUGGUACAAGCAAUGUAAUGAUGUGCCUCAGAGUGUCAUCCGAGUAUCAGUACCAAAUCUGCAUUUAAGAACUACAGUUGCUGGUAAAGGCCUAUAAGGUCUGAUUAAAUAAUAAAAGUUCUCAUUUUCACAAAGCCAUUAUAUCAUAUGUGAUAUGUUCCAUUUGAAUUUGAAAUGUAUCACACUGUCAAAUGUUUCUCCUUUUGCUGUUUUUACUGUGACUUUUCAGAGGGUUAAAUGCUCACAAAACAUUUCAUUUCUUAUUGUCUUUUUACAUUUUGGCAUUUAAGAAAAAUUCCCUGGUGGUGCUGGUACUGCCAGUGUUUUUGUUUGGAAUUACAAUCAAAGCUCUGUCUUUAAUGCUGACACUGAAUAAAAUAGCAUAUUUAUUUGGACCACAA